Messenger RNA from Drosophila subpulchrella, 1275 nucleotides. RefSeq names its product beta-1,3-galactosyltransferase 1. Gene Ontology annotation, molecular function: hexosyltransferase activity. The coding region runs from base 1 to 1245 and encodes 414 amino acids. The record is from RefSeq and is a predicted model, not a curated record. The transcript has 2 exons. Gene Ontology annotation, cellular component: membrane. Lineage: Eukaryota; Metazoa; Arthropoda; Insecta; Diptera; Drosophilidae.
AUGGGGCUGUUGCAGCGAUUGCGAUUGCAUCUCCCAAGGAUCUGGCGGCUUACCCGCAGGUACAAAUUAAUUCUGAUUAUUUUAUUUGUACUAUUCUGUUUCUACAAGAAUCAAAUAGUUAAAUAUGUGGAUAAUUCUGAUCGAAAAGCUGAAUUGCCAGGAUGGGAACGCGAAAGGCCCAUGAAAAUAGGCGAUUAUCUGGACCAAAAGAAAAACACAGCGCUCAUUGUGCCCCACGACUUAUGCAGGAGGAAAACCUUUCUGGUAAUUGCCGUUUGCUCUAGCCUGGACCACUUCUCCCAACGAAAGACUAUCCGGAAAACAUGGGGAAAUACCAGGGAAUUUAAUUAUGGAGUGUUUAUGCAGCUACAUGGUCACCUGGAGGGUAAAUACCUGCCCAUAAUGAAAGAUCGUAUAAAGCUCUACGCCGAUUAUCUAAGUGUUUUGGAGCACUCAUUGACCGCCACGGUACGGAUUGUCUUCAUAGUGGGAAAAUCCCAGCACGAUUACAUGCGGGAAAAGUUAUCCAGAGAGGCAAAUCAACACAACGAUAUCAUCCAGGAGAACUUUGUGGAUAGUUACCACAACCUGACCCUAAAGUCGGUGAUGGCUCUGAAGCACAUCAGCCAAAGAUGCGCAAAAACAGCAGCUUUCUUCCUAAAAUGUGACGAUGAUACCUUCGUGAAUGUGCCCAAUCUGCUCCACUUCCUGCUGGGCGGUACAGUCCCCCUUUAUAAGGAUACUGUGGGCUAUCAUUUUCGCACCACUUACAAGGUAAUGUCGCCCUGGAACCGCUUCAACGCCAGCAGCGAUGUGAUGUACGGCCACAAGUUCUGCAACAUGAAAGCCAACUACGAUGUAAGAAGUCCCUGGUACAUGCCGCAAUAUAUGUUCCAGGGGGCUAAGUACCCAAAGUAUCUAUCCGGAACCGGCUAUCUCCUUUCCAUAGAUGUGGUUCAGCGGUUGUAUGAGCAAGCUAUUAACACAUCGCUCGUGCAUCUGGAGGACGUCUUCGUCACCGGCAUUUGUGCGGAGGCAGCGGGAAUCCAGCGGCGCCAUUAUCCUGUCUUCAACUACGUCCACGGAAAGCCACUGUGCAUCUUCAAGGGAACCAUUUCGCUUCACCCAGUGCCUGGGCAUCAAAUGUUGGAGGCCUGGUCCUUUGUAUCCAACUAUAGCAUUAAAUGUCCACCGCCAGAUAAACACUUCAUCAAAAGUCAAAUAACAAAGAAAUCACACUGUUAAGAUAUUGACUACAUUGCUUUAAUGCUAGUU